This is a messenger RNA of Bombyx mandarina (wild silkworm), 3995 nucleotides long. It is a transcript of the gene DnaJ-17, whose product is annotated as dnaJ homolog member 17. The record is from RefSeq and is a predicted model, not a curated record. Gene Ontology annotation, biological process: cristae formation. NCBI's taxonomy places the organism in Eukaryota, Metazoa, Arthropoda, Insecta, Lepidoptera, Bombycidae.
AAUAGAACUAAAUCAGCCAAUAAACUGUACUAAUCGAUUGAUAUUUUGAUUAAACUCAAAUUAAUUUUGUUAUAAUAUUCCUAUCAAGAUGGAUGAAGAAGGCGAAAGCAUUUUACUUGAAGAUAAUUAUUAUCAGCUUCUAAAUGUAUCAAAGACGGCUUCUUUAGAAGAAAUCAAUAGUGCAUAUCGUCGUUUCUCUCGAAUGUUUCAUCCAGACAAACAUAGCACAGAUCCCAACAAACAAAAAUGGGCUGAGCAGAUAUUCAACAAAGUGAAAGAGGCUUAUGAAGUUUUAUCUGAUUCACACAAAAGGGCCAUAUAUGAUACACUAGGAAAACGAGGUUUAGAAGUAGAUGGUUGGGAGGUUAUUUUCCGCACACGCACUCCUAGGGAAAUAAGAGAAGAAUAUGAGAGGUUAAAACGGGAACGUGAGGAACGUAGGCUCCAGCAGAGUGCCAACCCUCGUGGCACAAUCACACUCUCCAUCAAUGCCACAGAUAUGUUUACAAAGUAUUAUGAUGAAUAUGAAAUAAUGGAAGAAACUACAGUGAUCCCUAACAUUGAAGUGUCAGGAAUGACAAUUCAACAAUCCAUUGAUGCUCCAGUAACACUUCGAAAUACAAUGACUCUGUCAGGAAACAUAUCAACUCAGAAUGGAAUAGGUACUGGUUCAAUAAAUAUGUGUAACAGGCACCUUAGCUCAGAAAAAGGCUGGACAGAAGUUGAAUGUGGAAUAGGAAAUGGUCCUUUACUAGGUGUAAAAUUAUUUCGUACAUUGUCUAGACUUAUGUUUCUAAAUUGUGGCACAGUGUUACAGUUUACAUCAAGAGGAAUUUCACCUAGCUUUGUUUCUACAUUAGCUCUUCAGUUAGAUGCUCACUCAGUGGGUUAUUUGACAUACCGAGCUGGAAACCAAGGCUCUUCAAUGACUUCAAUCUAUGUGAGGGACUCGGAGAAAUAUCACAGCAACACUGCAAUCCAGAUUGGCAAUCCGCAUUCAUUUAUAUCUUUCAAUGUGAUGAGGAAAUUGCCCCAACAUGAUUUGAAGCUGAGACUGGCUGUAAAAUUUGGGACAUUUGGUGCAAUAGCUGAGUAUGGUGCGGAAAAGAAAGUGUCACAAAACAGUAGUGUGUCAGCUGCAGUUAUGUUGGGUGUUCCUAGCGGGGUUAUGCUCAAACUCAAGUGGACAUGUUCAUCACAAACUAUAGUAGUGCCAAUCCAUCUGUGUGAGGAAGUGAUGCCGUCACCAGUUUUCUACGCAACUGUAGUUCCAUUAGUAUCAUGGAUGAUAUUAAAAAAAAUCGUUCUGGAUCCUAUUGCAAGAGAGCGUCAGGAACGAGAGAGACAACGUUCUAUGGAAGCUAAUUUUGAAAGAUUACAGGAGAUGCAAAGACAAGCACGCGCUACUGUAGAACUGAUGAGAGAAACUUAUUCCAGAAUUCGGUCCCACGAAGAUAAGAAGAAAGGUCUCGUCAUAUUAAAAGCUCUAUACGGAAAGCUACCGGCAGAUACAUCGAGCCACGUGAUACCCGAACAGACAGGAGACGGUGUAUCUCCCGAAUCGCCGAGUCCUUACAGCGAUGUCAUCGACGUCACAAUACCCGUACAAUGUUUGGUCAAAGAUUCAAGGCUUGAACUUCUCGAGGCAAGCAAGUCGGAACUACCAGGCUUCUAUGACCCGUGCGUUGGCGAGGACAAGCACUUGACAGUACAGUACAUGUUUCACAAUAAUUUGCACUGCUGCACCGUACCUGACAAUCAGGCCAUCGUUCUGCCUCGCAACAAUCAUCGGAUAAAGAAUAGAUCCUGAAAAUUAAGGUCCAAACGCGUCUAAGCGUUUGCGACACAUAUCGGACACUUCGUAAAAUACGAACGUGUAGUCUUUACUGAACUUUAAAUACGAUUUGAAAUAAUAAUAAAGAAUCCAGAACAUUACAUAAAAAAGUUUCAUCUGAUAAAUCUUUGAAUUCUUCGUGCAGCUAAUUUAAUAGAACACAACUUACACAACUAAACAUUCCAUUAAAAAAAAUUAUAAUCAAUGAGACUGAAAAUUGUGUCGUAAAUCGUACUACCUAUUCAAAUAAAUUUUAUAAAUUAUACCAAAGAAAAAUAAAUAAAAAUUACGUUUUCAAAUUGUCUUAUUCGAUAAUUUUUUUAUUAGUUCCUUAAAAUGUAUACCAGAAUCGUUUGCGCUGUUGUUUGCGUUAAAUAAGCAAUUAAUGUUGAUUUAAAAUUGUUCUAAUCGUGAUAGUUGUGCGUACCGGGGAUGAAGGCGAUUAGACAAUGAUGAUAUAAAGUGGUAAACACGCGAACUCAGUCGAUGGAACAAUUAAAACUUUUGCUCCGCGGAAAAAAACCGGCGCGAACCAAACAAGGCGAUGUUGCCUCAGCGAUAACACUCGGCAUUGAUUCGUGCCAGUCGUGCAGAUUGGAAAUAUUAGUUAAUGAGACUUCUAAGGAACAAUAAUAGCUAUUUACAAAAAAAAAAGAAAUCCUUUCUAGAUAUUAAUAAUAGAUGCAUCGAUAGUUCGAAUCUGAAUACGCGGUUCUAUCAGUGAAAUGCAAAACAAGUCUUGACCUGCCGAAUUACAGUCAAGUUUAUCGUCUCGUACACACAUUUAAAAUUUACGGAACUUUUAGGAAAACCAUUUGAAUAAUGCUUUAUUGAAACGAGUGCAAUAUUUUAUUAUAUUUAUAUACAUUAUCGAUUAUUGUAUCGAUUUUUUCAAAUGUUACAGUUGUCGUUGUUUUAGGUCGCAGCUUAACUGCGUUUUUUUUUUAAAUAAUUAUCUGUCUGAUUCUGUCUCGAUUCGUGCCUGCUUUCGUCAGCAAGAAUGAACUAAAGUGCAAUAUUAUUUUAAAGACUGUCUUAGGUUUUAUUGUCGAGCGAACAUAGAUCGUACAGAGUGAAGUGCGUUAAUAAUCUGUUUCGUUUGUUUAUUUAUUCAUGUACCUACGUUUACAUCACAACCGUUUACGAUGGUCAGGUAUUGCUGUACCCGCAUUAACUAACCGGCAAACUUUCUCCAUUUGCCGGUUAAUAAGCGUAGCACAGAGUAGCACAGUCAAACAAUUAAAAAAAAAAAAAACUGAAAAUAAGAAAGAUUUAAAAUGAAAAGAAAGGAUUAGUCUUUCUGAAAAUAUAACAAGUACCUACUGCACUCCUAACAAACCUAAUAUCGCUGCAUUACAUACAAUUCGCGAUUUUCCAAAGUAGCGUUACUAAAACGCAUGCUCAAUGUAUCUCUGGUUUACUUAAUCGAUUUUCAAAAUAUCGGGUGUAGGGAAAAUUAUUUCGGGAAACCAUUUAUUGCUGUUCGAUGCUGAUAAUUGAAUACAAUACCCUAUAUGUUUAUUGUGAUAAAGUCCAUUAUUCUACUGGAAUGGUAAAAACAUAAGACAUUUUAGUCAACGUCCUUUGUUAGUUCCUUAAAUGCAAUCGAUUCUUAAACUGUAAAUUUCAAAGUUGAGUUUUCAUUACUAUUGCAUUACAUUAUCCUUAUUAUCUGAGAUAUCAAAUAACCUUACUAAUAUAAUUCUUAAGUCCGUUGCUUAACUUGACGAAAUAAAGGUGAACCGAUGUUAAUUAGAUAAAUUUUGUAAUAAAAAGUACAUAGUGUAUGAAAAUAUUAUUUAAAGCUACAGUGAAACUUAUUAUGGAGUUCUGGAUUUUAUAUUAAAAUUAUUAGUAGUUUGAUGUUUCGAAAAUAUACUACCAUGAAUAUACGCUUUUUAUUAAAUGUCUCAUUGUAAUGUCAUUUUGUUUGUUAUAACUUAUUGACACUUUUAAAUUGUUCAAAUGUUUAGUAAAAUAAUUUGUAAUAUAUUCAAUUGCUGCUUUACAAAUUGUAGAUAUUAUAUUUAUAACCGAAUAUUAGAUGUAUUAGAAGUAAAUGGAUGUUUUAAAGGAUAUUAUUGGCUGUACUUGUUUUCAUAUUUUACCGAAAUGCCUUAACAAUUUAAUAUGUGAAAUAAAGCGUGAUGUUGUUGACUUA